This is a messenger RNA of Rhinichthys klamathensis goyatoka, 1525 nucleotides long. RefSeq names its product glutaminyl-peptide cyclotransferase-like a (gene qpctla). NCBI's taxonomy places the organism in Eukaryota, Metazoa, Chordata, Actinopteri, Cypriniformes, Leuciscidae. Bases 269 to 1462 code for a protein of 397 amino acids. Gene Ontology annotation, molecular function: zinc ion binding; glutaminyl-peptide cyclotransferase activity. The record is from RefSeq and is a predicted model, not a curated record. The transcript is spliced from 7 exons.
UCUGGUUCUUGUUUACGAGGCAAAUCAAAAAGACCUGACACACCUCAAGCAUUACGCGUUUUGUUAAGCUCUACAAUGUCAUAUAGAUUAGUGUUUUACACAGCAUCAGCGCGCGCUGCACGGUGACAAUAGCGUUUAACGGACAAAGUUGGCCGUUUUAAGUGCUGACGUGUCGUUUGGCGAGCGGCCAGUGCCGCAUCUGGAAGGACACGCCUGUCCGCUGUCCCAGCACCUUUAACUGGGAGUCAGCACUCAAAGUCACGUCAAAAUGUCAAGAACCAGUCGAAGGUCCAAAGCUUUGCACCCCAGUAACGGGCACACGUUGGCCGGAUGCGAUCCGCUGAGAGCGGCGCGCGUGCGUGUGCGUGUGCGCGUGCUGCUGCUGUGUCUCUGCGGCGCGCUCUCGCUGGCCGUGAUUCUGGUGCUGUAUAUCUCUGCGGAGUCCAGUACCAGCAGCUCAACACAACACCACACUGCAGAUCUCAUCAGGGACAGGCUUUCCCAUAAGCCAAGUAAACACUCAGUAGCACAAAUAAAGAAGUUUGCAGCACAGGUGGAUGGGCAUCGGCUGUGGGAGACUCACCUGCGGCCCCUCCUGAUUCAACGAGUGCCUGGGACUGCAGGAAGUCAGACCAUACGACAGCAUAUCUUGUCCCGGCUGGGUUCACUGUCGGCAGGAUGGACGCUGGAGGAGAAUUCCUUCGUUUCAUCCACCCCGAAGGGUGACGUGACCUUCACCAAUGUGCUAGCAGUGCUGGACCCCUCGGCUCCUCGCAGGCUGAUCCUAGCAUGCCACCACGACUCAAAGAUCUUUCCCACCGACCCUAAAAACCCCAGGCGAGUGUUUGUGGGAGCCAGUGACUCAGCCGUUCCCUGUGCCAUGAUCUUGGAGCUGGCUGCGUCUCUGGACACACAGCUUAAAGCCCUCAAACAACAGAGGUCUGCGCUGACAUUGCAGUUGGUGUUUUUUGAUGGAGAGGAGGCCUUUGAGGAAUGGACAGACACCGACUCUCUCUACGGUUCUCGUCAUCUGGCUGAACUGAUGGCUCGUUCCCCUCACCCUUCUGGAGCCACCAAAACCACUCUACUCCAGGCAGUGGAUCUGUUAGUCCUGCUGGAUCUGCUUGGUGGCCCAGAACCAUUGAUUGUCAAUCACUUUGAUAACACAGCAAGAUGGUUUGACCGACUCAUCGCUGCAGAGAAGAGACUCCACAAACAGGGCUUGUUGACAUCUCAUCCAUCAGAACAGAGUUACUUCAGGAAGGAUUUUUACCUUGGCCCAGUGCAGGAUGACCACGUUCCAUUCUUAAACAGAGGUGUUCCAGUGCUGCACUUGAUCCCCACACCGUUCCCUGUUUUCUGGCACACACUGGAUGAUGUGGAGGAGCGGAUGCACAGGCCCACGGUGGAAAACCUCACUAGAAUCCUGGCCAUCUUUGUGGCGGAGUACCUGAGCCUGUAAACAUGCUGUAAUGAUCAUCGUACAGCAGACGUUUACUCACGUGACCACGUGUUCAGCGCAGUU